This is a messenger RNA of Elephantulus edwardii (Cape elephant shrew), 1036 nucleotides long. It is a transcript of the gene CD2BP2, whose product is annotated as CD2 (cytoplasmic tail) binding protein 2. The transcript has 6 exons. NCBI's taxonomy places the organism in Eukaryota, Metazoa, Chordata, Mammalia, Macroscelidea, Macroscelididae. Gene Ontology annotation, cellular component: U5 snRNP. The record is from RefSeq and is a predicted model, not a curated record. The coding region runs from base 11 to 1036 and encodes 341 amino acids. Gene Ontology annotation, molecular function: protein binding.
CCGUCCCAUCAUGCCAAAGAGAAAGGUGACCUUCCAGGGCGUGGGAGAUGAGGAUGAUGAGGAUGAAGUCAGUGUUCCAAAGAAGAAGCUGGUGGAUCAUAUAGCUGGGGCAGGAGGUCCUGGGAGCCGCUUCAAGGGUAAACACUCUUUGGACAGCGAUGAAGAGGAUGAUGAUGAAGAAGGGUCCAGCAAAUAUGACAUCCUGGCUUCAGAGGAUGUGGAGGGUCAGGAAGCAGCCACUCUCCCCAGUGAGGGUGGAGUGCGGAUCACACCCUUCAACCUGCAGGAAGAGAUGGAGGAAGGCCACUUUGAUGCUGAUGGCAAUUACUUCUUGAACCGGGAUGCUCAAAUCCGAGAUAGCUGGCUGGACAACAUUGAUUGGGUAAAGAUUAGGGAGCGACCACCUGAUCAGCACCAGACCUCAGACUCAGAGGAGGAUGACAGCGUGGGCCAGACACCAAUGAGUGCCCAAGCCCUCCUGGAGGGCCUUCUGGAGCUGCUGUUGCCAAGGGAGACAGUUGCUGGAGCGUUGAGGCGUCUGGGGGCCCGAGGGGGAGCCAAAGGGGACAGAAAAGGGCUCGGGCGGCCCAGCUCCCCCCAGCGCCUAGACCGACUUUCAGGGUUGGCUGACCAGAUGGUUGCUCGGGGCAACCUUGGUGUAUACCAGGAGACUCGGGAACGGUUGGCCAUGCGGCUAAAGGGGCUAGGGGGCCGGACACAAGGCUCACAUGACUCUGCACCCCCACCCUCUUUGGACAUGUUUGCUGACGAAGUGGCCGUGGAGGAGCUGGAGAAUUUGACCCCAGCCCCAAAAGGAGAAGCCGAGUCACCUGAUGAUGGCCUAGUGGAUGUGAUGUGGGAAUAUAAGUGGGAGAACACAGGGGAUGCUGAGCUCUAUGGGCCCUUUACCAGUGCCCAGAUGCAGACCUGGGUGAAUGAAGGCUACUUCCCGGAUGGUGUUUAUUGCCGGAAGCUGGACCCCCCUGGUGGUCAGUUCUAUAACUCCAAACGCAUUGACUUUGAUCUCUAUACCUGA